Messenger RNA from Fusarium vanettenii 77-13-4, 1293 nucleotides. RefSeq lists its product as uncharacterized. The coding region runs from base 1 to 1293 and encodes 430 amino acids. Gene Ontology annotation, biological process: transmembrane transport. The transcript has 3 exons. The record is from RefSeq and is a predicted model, not a curated record. Gene Ontology annotation, molecular function: transmembrane transporter activity. Lineage: Eukaryota; Fungi; Ascomycota; Sordariomycetes; Hypocreales; Nectriaceae.
AUGGUCAAGGACAUGAAGCCGACCGCGAACGAUAACGAAGUCGCCCAGAUACUCACGCUGAUCUUCUCAGCCUAUUCCUUUGCUCAAUUUGCAACAAACUUGCUAUGGGGUCGCGUGAGCGAUAGCAUCGGCCGACGGCCUGUGGUCCUGAUCGGUCUGGCUUCGACAUGUGUGAGCAUGUUGGGCCUCGGACUCAGCCGCAGCAUCCCGGCCAUGUUUGUCUUCCGUGUGAUGGCAGGCUCUCUGAGUGGGAACAUUGUCAUUGUGCGGACUGUCAUUGGCGAGAUUGUACACGGAAGGGAAAAUAAAGCUCGCGCUUUUGUUUGGAACCAGACUGUCUAUCAGGUAGGGUCAGUCUUGGGUCCUUUGGUCGGCGGCUAUCUGGCUCAGCCAUGUCGUCAAUUCCCCGAAAUGUGCGACGCGAAUUCGUUGUUGUAUACCUACCCGUUUGCCCUACCGAAUCUCGCGCUGUCUGCCAUGGCUGCUCUAAGCUUUGCCGUCGCCUUCUUUCUUGUAGAAGAGUCCUUGGAGAAGCCCGAUGAUCGCAAGAUUAUGGGUGGGGAGGACGACGAGUCCACGGCUCUCCUUUCAGCACAUGAACCACCGCGCAGCCCUAGCUUUAGAGACGCAAUAAGCUCUAAAGUCAUCCAUGUUGUGUUGUCGUAUGCCUUGAUGGCCCUUCACACCAUCUGCUUUGACCAGAUCUUCCCCGUGUUCAUGGUUACAUCGCGCGCAGCUAGUCACCCACCGUUCUACCUCGAUGGAGGUCUUGGGUUCGAGUCAAGCUUGGCUGCCAGCUUAAUUUCCGCAGCUGGAAUUGUCUUUGUUUGCCUGAUGAUCACUGUGUUCCCGGUGGUCGACCGCUGGCUGGGGAGCCUACUAUGCCUUCAGGGCAGCGUCAUGAUAUACCCCAUUACCUAUCUCCUCCUGCCUUAUCUUUCUGUUCUUCCAGCAUCUCCAGCCUGGAUCCCGAUCACUGGUGCAUCCACAAUCCUGCUAGCCAAGGCUGUGGCAGCUGUGUUUUCCUUCAAUGAAAACUCCGUGCUGCUCAGUAUGGCCUCCCCGUCUCGCAACACGCUCGGGAUAGUUAACGGCAUUGGCCAGACGGCUGCGGCUGGGGCCCGGGCUCUUGGACCGGCUGCCAUGGGUAUCUUUAUCGGUCUUGGUGACCGUGUCGGGUCUGGAGCCCUAGGUUGGUGGUUUCUGGCUGCCGUUGCUGCUGUUGGUGCACUUCAGGGGUUGUGGGUUGUAGACGAGCCCGACGAGCCCUCCAACGAAGCAGAUUCGGCUUGA